CCCCUCUCCAGGACAAAUGAACUGGGGUGGGGGUAGGAGGGAGGCCAUUUUCCUGAACCUGUUUUCAGACUCAGCACUUAGAGCAGAACCAGGAAGCUUCUGGGAGCCAGAGAGGACUGAGAGAGGUUCAGGAGGGUGGAGACCAGAGUGGGGAAGAACCCGGGCCGGGGGAAUGAGCCGGGCAGGUGGAAUGAGACCUCCCCGGAACCAGGAGAGAUCUCCAGAAGAAAGUCUGCCCACUGCCACUGAACCCAGUGGACAGUGGUCCGUGGUCAAGCGGGUGCUAAUGGCUGGCCUGCUUUUCAGUGUGCUCCUUGGUUUCUCUGUGCUUUUGGUGUACAUCUUCCGGAGCUGUGGCCCUCGCCCCUGUACGACUCCUGUGUGUUGGGAUCUCCUGGCUCGUUACCUGGCCUCUGGAAACACCAGUGUGGCCCCCUGCACCGAUUUCUUCAGCUUUGCCUGUGGACAGGCCAAAGGGACCGAUUAUUCUUUCCAGGCUCUUGCAGAGGAGAAUAAGAGCCGACUUCGGAGAAUACUGGAAGCCCCAGGUUCCUGGCACCUGGGCUCUGGAGAGGAGAAAGCCUUCCAGUUCUACAGGUCCUGCAUGGACACAGAUGCCAUCGAAGCUGUUGGGGCUGCCCCCCUCAGACAAGUCAUUGAGGAGCUUGGAGGCUGGCGAAUCUCCGGUAAUUGGACUUCCUUAGACUUUAACCGAACUCUGAGACUUCUGAUGAGUCAGUAUGGUUAUUUUCCAUUCUUCAGAGCCUAUCUACAACCUCGUCCCACCCCUCCAUACACGCCAGUCAUCCAGAUAGACCAGCCAGAGUUUGAUGUUCCCCUCAAGCAAGAGCAGGAACAGAAGAUCUAUGCUCAGAUUGUGCGGGAAUACGUGACUUACCUGAACCAGCUGGGAACCUUGCUGGGAGGAGAACCAAACAAAGUGCAAGAACAUGCCUACCUAUCCAUCUCCAUUACCUCGCAGCUGUUUCAGUUUCUAAGGCCCCUGGAGCAGCGGCGGGCACAGGGAAAGCUCUUGACUAUUGACCAACUGCAGGAAAUGGCUCCUGCCAUCGACUGGUUGUCCUGCUUGCAAGCAACAUUCACGCCAAUGCCGUUGAGCCCCUCCCAGCUUCUCUUGGUCCAUGACCUGGAGUAUUUGAAAAACAUGUCUCAACUGGUGGAAGAGCAGCUGUCGAAUCACAGAGACUUUCUGCAGAGCCAUAUGAUCUUGGGGCUGGUGAGGACCCUUUCUCCAGCCCUGGACAGUAAAUUCCAAGAGGCACGCAGAUCAUUGAUCCAGAAACUGGGGGAGCUGACCGAAAGACCACCUAUGCCUUCCCGCCCUCGAUGGAUGAAGUGUGUGGAGGAUACAGGAACCUUCUUCAAGCCUACUCUGGCAGCCUUGUUUGUCCGUGAGGCCUUCAGCCCGAGCACCCAAAGUGCUGCUAUGGAAUUAUUCACUGCAAUCAAGAAUGCCCUCAUCAGCCGCCUCAGAAGGAUUCCCUGGAUGGAUGAGAAUACCCGGAAAGAGGCCCAGAACAGGGUCACCCAACUGCAGGUGAAGAUGGGGGCCCCAGAAUGGGCCCUGGAGCCAUCACAGGCCAGACAGGAAUACAACGAUAUACAGCUUGGACCCAGCUACCUGCAGUCCUUCCUGAGCUGUGUCCGAUCCCUCCAAGCUAGAAUUGUCCAGAGCUUCUUGCAGUCUUUCCCCUACCACAGGUGGCAGGUAUCCCCCUGGGGGGUCAAUGCUUAUUAUUCAAUACCUGACCAUGUGGUGGUCUUCCCAGCUGGACUCCUCCAACCGCCAUUCUUCCACCCUGGCUACCCCAGAGCCGUGAACUUUGGCGCUGCUGGCAGCAUUAUGGCCCAUGAGCUGUUGCACAUCUUCUACCAGCUCUUACUCCCUGGGGGCUGCCCAGCCUGUGACACCCGUGCCCUACAGGGGGCGCUGCUAUGCAUGAAACACCACUAUGAGACCAUUCCCUUACCCAAUGGAACCUCCUUCAAUGGAUCUCGGACAUUCCUGGAGAAUGCUGCAGACACUGGGGGGCUGGCCAUUGCACUGCAGGCAUACAGCAAAAGGCUGUUAUGGCACCAUGGGGAGACCACCCUGCCGAACCUGGACCUCAGUCCUCAGCAACUCUUCUUCCGAAGCUAUGCCCAGGUGAUGUGUAGGGAGCCUGGCACCCAGGAGCCCCAGGAUCCUCACAGCCCACCCACCCUUCGAGUCCAUGGGCCACUCAGCAACACCCCAGCUUUUGGCAGACAUUUCCACUGUCCACACGGUACCCUCUUGAACCCCUCUAGCCACUGCCAACUCUGGUAGCCUGGCUACCACAGAGAUUUCAAUCAGGUGUCACAACGUCUCCCUGAUCCGUCCAUAGAAUUAGGCGGCAAUCGCCUUUCUCUUUCCCUUCCAAAAAUAAAAGCUGGCACUUGGCAUC
This is a messenger RNA of Lutra lutra (Eurasian river otter), 2447 nucleotides long. RefSeq names its product Kell metallo-endopeptidase (Kell blood group) (gene KEL). The record is from RefSeq and is a predicted model, not a curated record. Gene Ontology annotation, biological process: protein processing. Gene Ontology annotation, molecular function: metalloendopeptidase activity. The transcript has 19 exons. Lineage: Eukaryota; Metazoa; Chordata; Mammalia; Carnivora; Mustelidae. Bases 17 to 2329 code for a protein of 770 amino acids. Gene Ontology annotation, cellular component: plasma membrane.